UUUUCUUUCCUUGUAAUUUUAAAAUCUAGAGAUUUAACUGCUGAGGAAAACGAGGAAGGACCAGAUACUACAUAAAUACAUGACAGCUCUUUUAUGUUUUUGUUUUUUUGAAGUAGUUGCUUGUGUUGUGCGCUUUCUAUGAUCACCUUCACAGCCUCUAUAUAUGCAUAUGCAUUGAAUUGCUGCAUCGAUUAGUCCACAGAGCAUGGAUGCUUCAUCCUCACAGUUUGUUUCCUCAAGAAGAAUGGAAGUGUAUGAUCCUAUCCACCAAAUUAGCAUGUGGGAAGAAAAUUUCAAAAGUAAUGCUAAUACUUUAACUGCAUCCACCUCCAUAAUUGAAGAGCUGGACAUAAAGUUUGAUAAUCAAGUUCAGGCGCAAUCAGAGGAGGUUUCUCAUGGAAUAUUUGGAACAUCUGUGAAGUACAACCAAGAUCAUAAUAGACUGAUUGAUAAGACACAAAGACGUCUUGCUCAAAAUCGAGAGGCUGCUCGAAAGAGUCGUUUGAGGAGAAAGGCGUACGUGCAACAGUUGGAAUCAUGUCGUUUGAAGCUGAUGCAGUUAGAGGAAGAGGUAGAUCAUGCUAAACGACAGGGAUUGUAUAUUGGUGACGGAUUGGGUUCUAAUAAUUUGGGUUUUGCUGGCUCUGUAAAUUCAGGAAUAGCAACUUUUAAGAUGGAGUAUGAACUUUGGGUAGAGGAGCAAAACAGACAUAUCUUGGAAAUAAGAACUGCUUUAAGUUCUGAGAUAGGUGACAUGCAACUGGGGAAACUUGUACAAAGCAUAAUGAACCACUAUUCCAAACUCUUUACCAUGAAAUCUGCUGCUGCAAAAGCAGAUGUUUUCUACGUUAUGUCUGGCAUGUGGAUGACAACAGCUGAACGAUUCUUCUUGUGGAUUGGAGGAUUUCGCCCCUCUGAACUUCUAAAGGUUCUGAUCCCUCUGAGUGAACCUUUGACAGAGCAACAACGGUUUGAUACCUAUGGCCUAGAAAAAUCAUGUCAACAAGCAGAAGAUGCCCUUUCACAAGGUAUGGAAAAACUUCAGCAAAUGCUUGCUGACAGUGUUGGGCCAGGACACUUGGUUGAAGGAACUCACAUUCCACAGAUGGAUACUGCAAUGGAGAGAUUGGAAGCUCUGGUGAGCUUUGUGAAUCAGGCUGAUCAUCUACGACAAGAAACAUUGCGACAAAUGUAUCGAAUACUUAGCAUACGUGAGAUUGGUCAGUUUCUGGUUGUUCUAGGAGAAUAUUUUCAACGCUUAAGGGCUUUGAGCAAACUUUGGGAAAAUCGUUCUCAAGAUCACCUUAUAGCAAACAAAUACCAAUAACCCAUGAACUUCAUCAAGUGUCUAUAUCAUUAUCGAAACCAUGUUCUCCGGCUGCUCACAUUUUUCCAGCACUGAGAACUUGUAAAUACGUCUUUCUCACAUUUCAUAUCAUAUUUGGUUAUGUCAAAUGUGUAUAAUAUAGAAUACCAAAGCAAAAUAUUUUCAAAUCUGCAUAAUCCUUUUAUCAUCUUUGUCAUAUGUAGAAAUUAAUUGUUUUUGUAUGUAUCCACUGAGACUCCUUUAAAUCAUCAUCUUUUCUUUCUCACGGGCUUUCGAGAGAGGUUUACCGGAUAAA
Molecule: messenger RNA, 1622 nt
Organism: Vigna unguiculata (cowpea)
Lineage: Eukaryota; Viridiplantae; Streptophyta; Magnoliopsida; Fabales; Fabaceae
Product: transcription factor TGA4-like
Biological process (GO): regulation of DNA-templated transcription; DNA-templated transcription
Molecular function (GO): sequence-specific DNA binding; DNA-binding transcription factor activity
Source: RefSeq, a predicted model, not a curated record